Messenger RNA from Lolium rigidum, 2092 nucleotides. RefSeq lists its product as uncharacterized. Bases 323 to 925 code for a protein of 200 amino acids. NCBI's taxonomy places the organism in Eukaryota, Viridiplantae, Streptophyta, Magnoliopsida, Poales, Poaceae. The record is from RefSeq and is a predicted model, not a curated record. The transcript has 3 exons.
CUUCCAACGUCGCCAGUCCGGCCAUCCGCGGCGACGGCAGGGAUAACCGAGGGGUCCUGCGCCUGUAUCUCCGACGCGUUCGUCGGUCCGCUGUCCGGCGCCACGGUCAGGGGCCGAUGCGUCGCGAAAUCUUACCUGGAGGAGCAGCGGCGUCAUCGCCUCGCGUCCGUCACAUCCACCCCGACGUCCCUGGCCUCCUCUUCCUCUCGAGACGGCCCCGUCCCCUCCAGUAUCCUUCUCUCUCUCUCUCUCUCUCUCUCUCUCUCUCUCUCUCUCUCUCUCUCUCUCUCUCAGCUGUGCUAGGAUCUAGAUCCUCUCUCUGAUGUACAGCAGCGUCGCCCGAGCAGUAGCAGCAAAGCGACCUUGCAAAUCAAUCCAGCAGCCUGCAUGUGCGAGGUAUUCUUUGCCCCAUGCCCAGUUCGAAUCCUGCUCCUUACUUGCUCAAUGCUCAUUUUUUAUUCAUGGGUUGGUCACCUGCCAAAAAUUUGCUUCUGAGUAUUUAUGUGUUGCGUGCUUUCUUCAUAUGUGCGAAGUGAAAUUCGGUCCAAAUGCGCGAGGAGUUCAGAUGGUGGAGCUGUUGGGUAGUCUGUAUCGAGCCAACACAGUGCAUCAAGGAACAGCACAAAGAGCCACCGACAUUGAGGCCAGCCAGCAACAACGUGUAUGGUUGGUCCUCUUGGUGAUUCAACUUCAGAAUGAUACCAUGAAUGAUUUUAUGAGUACUGAGGUGGACAUAGGUCGACACAGGACACAUACAUCAGCUAUUGCGGUACAAAAUAGGAGCGUGCUCCAUGGUUGUCCGGGAGUUCAGGUGGCGCUCCAGGCCCCCUCCUGUUCCUACCUCUCUGGAAUCCGAGCGUGCUCUAGCAAGGUGGUCCGCCGCGCUUCGACAAGCGGCAGCAAAUUCCGCCUCCUCUGCAUAUAGCAGGUGGCAGUAGCAUCGGAGGACUCCUCAAAAGCUGGCCUUGCCUUUCCUAUGAUGGAUAAGAUGGUGUUCUACCACACACCCAACGCGAGUUAGCCCGUGUGCUACAUGGUCUAAAGCGACAUCCAAGAAAACCUGUACAAGAAGGACUUCGACGGCGAAGAGAAGCGGGAGCAUGUCCUCAAGUGGCAGCAUAAAAGCUGUUGGAUCGUGGCAUACUCUUGCAGCUAACUUCGUGCACAGUCUGCUCCAUGCUACAGGUCACCGACCUCAAGAACCCAGGAGGCACCGCACUGUCACCCACCAGGCGGGCGCUGCUCCAGGAGUAUAACUACCCCGAGCUCAUCGCCAAGAAGGAAACGCCUAUAUCUGGUAUUGACAUGGCUUAUUUGGAAUUUUGCAGCUCCAUUAGUUGUGAUUCAACAUUGUGAUAGUGUAGGUUGAAAUUCAGUUGUAACUGAUUGUUCCUUAAAUCAGUUUCUGUAUCUCCACUGUUCAAUGUCAGGAGUGAACGAGUGGGGUCAGCAUGGUGUCAAAUUGAGUCCUGGUUUGAGUUGAUUUCUCUCUUUGGCAUGGGCGGUGGUAAUUAUAGUGCAAUCAGGAAUAUUUCCAUUUUGUUGGCUAACCCCCAUUUCUGAUAUGACCAGGAACGUUAGUUUACUUAUCAAUUUCAGCUAUUGCAGCAUGACAGUUUGCUCUAUGUAUGAGCGUUAUGCUAUACCAUAACGUACCGGCGUUUUCUUCAACAGUACCAGUAUUUUCUUUGACGACUGAAGAUACAGAUGGAGCUUCACUGCUUCAGUAGUUGUGUAUAAUGGACAUGGUGCAUGGACAUCUCAAGCGUAGCCUCUCCCCGUGAGAUCAAUGCCGCCAGUAUUGGCGCCCUCACUGGAACAUGUGCAAGUGGAGACUUCUACAAGAGGAUCAGGUGGCAGGGCAAACAACAAGGAGAGGCAGUCAUGCAAACAUCGCCAACACCACCAGUUGUUAACAUGUGAGCUAGGUUCACGUCUUGGCAUGCUAUCUCUAUGUAACUGGAUACUUGAGUAGCAUUAUAUUACUAUCACUGGGGCUAAUCUACAACUUAUGUAACACAGUCCUAUGAGCCACGUAGUCAACUAGGAACAUGUUGCUAAUCCCUUGGUUCAUGAUAUUACCCUUCUAGCA